This is a messenger RNA of Rhipicephalus microplus (southern cattle tick), 2918 nucleotides long. RefSeq names its product actin-interacting protein 1 flr (gene flr). Gene Ontology annotation, biological process: sarcomere organization; locomotion; actin filament depolymerization. Gene Ontology annotation, cellular component: cortical actin cytoskeleton. Gene Ontology annotation, molecular function: actin filament binding. Lineage: Eukaryota; Metazoa; Arthropoda; Arachnida; Ixodida; Ixodidae. The record is from RefSeq and is a predicted model, not a curated record.
CACACACACAAGACGGGGGAAUAGGUGGGGUGCAGCGUUUCCGGUUCCGCCAAAGCGGCCAGGGAGGUGUUGCAUAGACGGUGCGCUGUGUUGAGAGAAUGUCGUACAAAAACAGAAGCACAUUUGCCACGCUGCCGCGCACUCAGCGUGGCAUGCCUCUGGUCCUUGGUGGAGAUCCAAAGGGGAAAAACUUUCUGUACACAAAUGGAAACAGUGUGAUCAUAAGGGAUAUUGCUAACCCGUCACUCUGUGACAUUUACACGGAGCAUUCUCAAAUGACAACUGUCGCCAAGUACUCGCCGAGUGGGUUCUACAUUGCUUCUGCUGAUCAGACUGGGAAAAUCCGGAUUUGGGACACAGUCCAAAAGGAACACAUCUUGAAAAAUGAGUUUCAACCUUUUGUUGGUAUUGUCAAAGACUUGGCGUGGUCGCCAGACAGCCAGAGAAUCAUGGCUGUAGGCGAAGGUCGUGAAAGGUUUGGCCAUGUGUUCAUGGCUGAGACGGGCACCUCAGUUGGUGAGAUUGGUGGCCACAGCAAACAGAUAAAUUCCUGCGACUUCCGGCCCACCCGGCCCUUUCGUAUUAUCACUGGCAGUGAAGACAACACUGUUGGCAUUUAUGAGGGACCUCCUUUCAAGUACAAGCUGACGAUCAGCGACCAUGCUCGCUUUGUCCAGUCUGUUCGGUUCUCGCCUAAUGGGGAACUGUUUGCAAGUGGAGGCUUUGAUGGAAAGAUGUUCCUGUACAAUGCCAGCACAUAUGAAAAAGUCGGUGAAUUUGGUUCUCCAGCACAUAGUGGUGGUAUUUAUGCUGUCUCUUGGAGUCCCGACAACACCAAGAUUCUUACUGCAUCUGGAGACAAGACCUGCAAGAUCUGGGAUGCGAGCACGUUAUCAGUUGUAACGGAGUUUGUCAUGGGUGCGGACGUCAUGGACCAGCAAGUGAGCUGCCUUUGGCAAGGCGACUACCUGCUUUCAGUGUCUUUAUCAGGAUUCAUCAAUUACCUCGAUGUCAACAACCCUGAGAAGCCACGAAGAGUGGUCAAGGGCCAUCACAAGUCCAUCACGGCACUUGCUGUGAGUCCAAACAGAGAAACAAUAUACACUGGGAGUCACGAUGGUUGCAUCAGCUUCUGGGAUGCUGCAUCGGGAGACCAGGAUAGAGUGUCUGGGAACUGCCAUAGCAACCAAGUACAGGACAUGUGCACUGGCACGGACUCCAUCUACACUUGUGGCCUAGAUGACACUGUGCGGUCCAUAAACUUGAUGUCAAAUCAGUACUCAAACCUGUGUGUCAAAAUGGACUCCCAGCCACGUGGCAUGGGUACAGCGGAUGGAAACUUGGUCAUUGUGGCAGACAUUUGCGAGAUCUCGUUGGUGGAAAAUGAGAUGAAAGUUGCAACGCAUCCUGUGGACUAUGAACCAAGCUGUGUCACUGUGCAUCCCCAGGAGCCAGACUUUGCUGUUGGCGGGUCUAGGGAUCACAAGGUACAUGUGUACAUCUUGAAAUGUCACAGCAUAACAGAGAAGAAAGUUUUGGACCACAGUGGAGCAAUUACAGAUGUCAGAUACUCGCCUGACGGCCAGUACCUGGCUGCGUCUGAUGCCAACAGGAUGGUUCGUCUGUAUCUCAGCUCAAGCUAUGAGCUGGCUCACAAGCUGGACUGGUGCUUCCACACAGCUCGGGUGAACUGCAUUGGUUGGUCACCCGACUCAAAGUUUCUUGCUACUGGUAGUUUGGACACUGGUGUGAUUGUCUGGAGCACAGAGCACCCCACAAAGCAUAUCAACAUCAAGAAGGCUCAUCCCCAGAGCCAAAUCACCAGGCUAGCAUGGUUGGACAAUUCGACAAUUGUGUCGGCUGGCCAGGACAGUAAUGUGAAGAUUUGGGAGGUGACAUUCUCCUGAAGUGGGGUUCCUUUCGACACUGCCACUACACAACACAGGCUUGCAGUGAGGCAAGGCUCUUGCCUUGGCCUUUAUGUUUUUCCCCUCACUUUGUUUUGGAACAGUUUAUGUUGGGUUUGAGCUCUUCCACUUCUGCGCAUUGCAUCUUUGACAACUUGUUUGUUUUGUUUAUGCAUGUAACCAGAUGUGGUUUCAGAUCAUGUUUUUUUUUUUUGCAAGCUUUAUUCAUGUAUCCGGGUUUUUCUUUUUUUGCUUUUUUUAAAAUUUUAGGUGUAGUAAAAUGAAAGUGUGAUGCAAGUAAAUUAUUGAUGACUUGGAAGCAUAUGAGAGGCCUUCUUUUGGACAAAAGAAAAAAAAAACAGGACAGACAAAAUAACUGACAGAUUCCUAGUGUUUUGAAGUGCUUGUGUUGGCUAGGGUUAUAGUGCCUAUGUACCUGUGUAAACUGAACUGAAUGCUGUGUUUGGACUAACUUGUGGAUUUGUUGUGACUUUUCAUUGGUAAUGGACUUGAGUUCAAAGCAGAAGAAAACGCUCGUGGACGUUGCUGAAGAAUUCUUGUUGUUGCAGUUUAGUGUUUUAGUUGAGUCAGUUGCUUUAUACUCUUUUGUUUCUUGCUUUUUUUUGGUUGAGUUCAAAAUGGACCCUUGUUCUUUUGGUCACUGUUUUGAUGUAUGACAUGCUUUUGUAAGUUUUAUUCAGUGAAAACAUGCCUUACGUGAAGCCUUAAAUAAGAAGGAUGCCUUGCCACAAUCUUAAGCUUUUCUUUGUGAAUGACUGUAGUUUUUUCAGUGUGAGUCCAUGGAAGUUGUGUCACUUGCAGCAAGUUGUCCAGUAUUUAUUGUGGCGUGAAUGAUGGGAUCAAGAUAAAAAAAAAAAGAUAUGUAAGCAUUUUGAUGAUGGUUUUUGAAGCUUUUCUUUCCAUGCUACAUUUUGAGGAGUACUGUGUGUAUUUUGUUAACUUUUAAAAAAUGCAGGUUGCCUUGCUAAUAAAAGGGGAAUUAACAUUUCA